Molecule: messenger RNA, 501 nt
Organism: Monopterus albus (swamp eel)
Lineage: Eukaryota; Metazoa; Chordata; Actinopteri; Synbranchiformes; Synbranchidae
Gene: snrpg
Product: small nuclear ribonucleoprotein polypeptide G
Exons: 4
Coding region: 124-354 (76 amino acids)
Biological process (GO): mRNA splicing, via spliceosome; spliceosomal snRNP assembly
Cellular component (GO): precatalytic spliceosome; U2 snRNP; SMN-Sm protein complex
Molecular function (GO): RNA binding
Source: RefSeq, a predicted model, not a curated record
CGCGACGUCCGUGGCGGAAGUUUGCUGGUUCACUUCUGCUCCUUCGGUGCACGCUUUCCCGCUGCGGUUCUGCAAAACGACAAUUAUACGAGUAACUAUCGCCGUACAGAAAACAAAGACAAGAUGAGCAAAGCGCACCCACCCGAGCUGAAAAAGUUCAUGGACAAGAAGCUUUCAUUGAAGUUGAAUGGAGGCCGGCACGUGCAGGGCAUCCUGCGAGGGUUUGACCCCUUCAUGAACCUGGUGGUGGAUGACUGUCUGGAGAUGGGCCCAGGAGGACAACAGAACACCAUCGGCAUGGUGGUGAUCAGAGGAAACAGCAUCAUCAUGUUGGAGGCUUUAGAGAGAGUAUGAGAGAGGCAGCGGCGGCUGCAGAAGGGAAAACGAGUCACAUUGUGUCAAAGCAGUUGUUUGUCUAAGAUGUUGUCCUUAGUUUUUAAUUUGAACAUAUCUUGACCUGUGUAACCUUGUGAAUAAAUCUGUUUUUCUUUGUAUUUUGUG